GGCACUUCUACCCCCUUCCUGCCCACCGGGCACUUCUGCCCCCUUCCUGCCUACCGGGCACUUCUACCCCCUUCCUGCCUACAGGACACUUCUACCCCCUUCCUGCCUACCGGGCACUUCUACCCCCUUCCUGCCUACAGGGCACUUCUACCCCCUUCCUGCCUACAGGGCACUUCUACCCCCUUCCUGCCUACCGGGCACUUCUACCCCCUUCCUGCCUACAGGGCACUUCUACCCCCUUCCUGCCUACAGGGCACUUCUACCCCCUUCCUGCCUACAGGGCACUUCUACCCCCUUCCUGCCUACCGGGCACUUCUACCCCCUUCCUGCCUACCGGGCACUUCUACCCCCUUCCUGCCCCCCAGGCACUUCUACCCCCUUCCUGCCUACCGGGCACUUCUACCCCCUUCCUGCCUACCGGGCACUUCUACCCCCUUCCCGCCUACCGGGCGCUUCUGCCCCCUUCUUCUUGCCUACCGGGCGCUUCUGCCCCCUUCUUGCCUACCGGGCGCUUCUGCCCCCUUCCCGCCUACCGGGCGCUUCUGCCCCCUUCCCGCCUACCGGGCGCUUCUGCCCCCUUCCCGCCUACCGGGCGCUUCUGCCCCCUUCCUGUCUAGGCCAAUU
Staurois parvus is the source of this 624-nucleotide messenger RNA. The record is from the annotation of a GenBank genome assembly. Lineage: Eukaryota; Metazoa; Chordata; Amphibia; Anura; Ranidae.